UGCUUACUUUUUUCUAUAAAUAAAAAGGGUCGUAACGAAUCAUAACAAAUGAGAAUCUCGUUACGGCUGCUCAGUAAAAUGCCUCCGGUGUUGAAGAAGUUCGAUUAUCUGGUUAUUGGAGGGGGGUCAGGGGGGAUCGCGAGUGCAAGACGGGCAGCAGAGUUUGGGGUCAAAGUUGGAUUAGUUGAAGAAGCUCGUAUGGGAGGCACGUGUGUUAAUGUAGGAUGUGUGCCAAAGAAGAUCAUGUUCAACACUGCAGUACAUGCUGAAAUGAUUAAAGAUCACAAAGAUUAUGGUUUUGAUGUGGAACUGAAACAGUUUACAUGGGGGAGAGUGAAAGCAGCAAGGGACAGUUACAUCAAACGACUGAAUGGAAUCUAUGAGUCCAAUCUAGACAAAUCCAAAGUUGACCACAUACAUGGUCACGCUAAAUUCACAGAUGAUGGGAAGGUAGAAGUAGGGGGCAACCUGUACGAGGCCGAUAAAAUCUUGAUUGCCACUGGGGGUCACCCGGUCAUCCCCGACACCCCAGGGGCGGAGCAUGGAAUCACCAGCGAUGGAUUCUUUGACCUAGAGGACCUUCCAAAGCGUGUGGUGGUUGUGGGCGCAGGCUACAUUGCUGUGGAGCUGGCAGGAAUAUUUGGAUCCCUUGGAGCCAAGACAUCCAUUUUGAUCAGAUAUGACCAGGUACUACGAAAUUUUGACGGGAUGAUCAGCCAAGCGGUCACUGAAAAUCUGGAGCAUGGAGGGGUGGAGGUCUGUCGCAAGACCCAGAUAUCAAAAGUGACAAAGGAAGGAGAUGGCACGUUAACACUGGAGCUGAACAAUGGUCAGAUAUCAAAGGUCGACUGCUUACUAUGGGCUGUAGGAAGACGACCCAACACUGCAAGUCUUAACCUAGAGAAACAGGGCAUUCAGAUGGAUAAAGCUGGACAUAUCAUUGUGGAUGAAUACCAGAACACUAAUGCUAAGAAUAUCUUUGCCCUGGGAGAUGUUUGUGGCAAAGCUCUCCUAACUCCAGUGGCCAUAGCAGCAGGGCGAAGACUUGCUCACCGACUCUUUGACAACAAGCCAGAUCUUAAGUUAGACUACAGCAACAUAGCCACAGUGGUGUUUUCCCACCCCCCAGUGGGCACUGUGGGCCUAACUGAAGAGGAAGCCAAAGCCAAGUACGGAGCGGAUAAAAUCAAGAUCUAUAACUCCACCUUCACACCCAUGUACUACGCCGUGACAUCCAGAAAGGAGAAGUGUUCGAUGAAGCUCAUCUGUGCUCUCCCAGAGGAAAAGGUUGUGGGUUUACACAUGAUAGGCCAGGCAGUGGACGAGAUAUUACAAGGUUUUGCAGUUGCCAUCAAGAUGGGCGCCACCAAGGCCCAGUUUGACGAGACGGUGGCCAUUCACCCCACUUCAGGCGAGGAGUUGGUGACACUCCGCUAAAAAUCUGUGUUCUAUAUAUUUGCAUCUCUCUUCAAGGAUUACCUCAGUUUGUAUAUCCAUGUAAUUUUCACAUAUUACCCAUGAUCUGUUUUUUUAUCUCUCGCAUUAAUCAAGUUGGUCUGUGAUUGAAAUAUUCUUGUAUAAUAGUUCGAUCAUCUAAAAUUAUUCUGCAAUAUUAUAUAUUUCAUGGAAAAAAUAAUCCAAUUAUUGUUGUUAUUAUAACAUUGUGAUAUAUAUAGAGGUUUGAAAAUACAAUAUAUAUAUUUUU
Messenger RNA from Magallana angulata, 1705 nucleotides. RefSeq names its product glutathione reductase, mitochondrial-like. NCBI's taxonomy places the organism in Eukaryota, Metazoa, Mollusca, Bivalvia, Ostreida, Ostreidae. Bases 49 to 1437 code for a protein of 462 amino acids. The record is from RefSeq and is a predicted model, not a curated record. Gene Ontology annotation, biological process: glutathione metabolic process; cell redox homeostasis; cellular response to oxidative stress. Gene Ontology annotation, molecular function: NADP binding; flavin adenine dinucleotide binding; glutathione-disulfide reductase (NADPH) activity. The transcript is spliced from 11 exons. Gene Ontology annotation, cellular component: cytosol; mitochondrion.